AUGGAUUCGUUAGGUGGCAUCGACAAAAGUGGAUCGGCAGCAGGAAAAUCCUUCAGUCGUAUCGGCAUGCAUACUCAGCAUAUACUCGAUCGUGUCACACCAUUCGUGGCCAUUAGGUGGAUAACCAAUUUAGUUUUAUUAGCUAUCUUUUCCGUGCGUAUUCUUUAUGUGCAAGGCUUUUAUAUCAUUGCUUAUGGGCUUGGAAUAUUUCUACUUAAUCAAUUUAUUCUCUUUCUAACACCAAAACAAGAUCCGUCACUACGCGACAUGGAUGAAGACGACGGUGAUCAUGUACCACGUUUACCAACACGGUCUACAGAUGAGUAUCGACCAUUUAUGCGUCGUUUACCAGAAUUUAAAUUUUGGUACACAACAUUCAAAGCGAUUGUCAUUAGUUUAGCAUUGACCUGCUUCUCAAUCUUUGAUAUUCCUGUCUUUUGGCCAGUGCUUGUUAUUUAUUUUUUUACUUUAUUUUUCCUAACCAUGCGUCAACGUUUAGCACAUAUGAUUCAGUACCGUUAUGUGCCCUUCUCAUAUGGCAAAACGAGGUAUGCCGGUAAAAAUGAAGGACCACCAGGUGGAGCGCCAGGCAUUAAAAUCUCCUCGUACUGA
Molecule: messenger RNA, 612 nt
Organism: Adineta ricciae
Lineage: Eukaryota; Metazoa; Rotifera; Eurotatoria; Adinetida; Adinetidae
Source: the annotation of a GenBank genome assembly